Molecule: messenger RNA, 2267 nt
Organism: Penicillium subrubescens
Lineage: Eukaryota; Fungi; Ascomycota; Eurotiomycetes; Eurotiales; Aspergillaceae
Product: T6SS phospholipase effector Tle1-like catalytic domain-containing protein
Exons: 2
Coding region: 107-2119 (670 amino acids)
Source: RefSeq, a predicted model, not a curated record
CGUUCGUCGUGCGCUUGGGUGCUGUUCGCGCAGAGUGUUUCUCUAUCGCGUAUAUAGUCCGCGUCCCGUCGGACAAUCCGAGUUACGCCCUCGAUAAACCCGCAUCAUGGCUCAGUACACGGGUCCUACCCAUCCUCACGGUCCGCCGAAGCAGUUUGUGCUUUGCUUCGAUGGCACCGGCAACAAGUUCGCAGGUGACGAGUCUGAUAGUAAUGUGUUGAAAAUCUUUCGCAUGCUGGAUCGUAGUCAGAGCCAUCAAUAUCACUACUAUCAACCCGGAAUCGGCACCUACGUAACCACCAAAUCGCUCACCAGUCAUGGUCGCAUUCAACGCAUCAAGUCCUGGUACCAAAAGGCCAAGGAUUCAGCUAUCGGCUCCUCGUUCGAUGAGCAUGUCAUGGGCGGCUAUAAAUUCUUGAUGCGAUACUACUCCCCCGGCGACGAGAUCUAUUUCAUCGGUUUCAGUCGCGGCGCAUACAUUGCGCGAUUCCUAGCCGAGAUGCUGGAUUAUAUCGGCUUGCUCGAAGCUGGAAACGAAGAGCUCAUCCGUUUCGCCUGGAAGACAUUUGCCAAAUGGCAGCAGCGUGCAGGUGACAGCGACGCCGAGAAGGAAGAGAAGAAGAAACUCUUCGAGUAUAUGAAGGCCUUCCGGGAAACCUUUAGUCGUCCGAUUUCGCGCAUCCGCUUCAUGGGUCUCUUUGAUACCGUCAACAGUGUACCUCGUUUCGAGAACGCCUGGAUGCAACGCAGCAAGUUCCCUUACACUGCGCGCAGUUCCGCCAAAGUCAUUCGUCACGCCGUUGGCAUUGACGAGCGCCGAGCCAAGUUCCGCCAGGAUCUCAUCUCAGGUCCAAGGCAGCAUGGUAAGCACAAGCGACACCGCCAUCAUCUGGAUCCGCGUCGCUUUGAGCACCAUUUGAUGAACCGACAUGCGGACGCCCACCACCACCUACACGUUCGCCAUCAAGAUCAUCACGAGGCUACUACCGAGCCGGAGGUCCCUGCCAUCACGGUGAACGACAACGGUGAGCUACCCCAAAAUGGUGAUGCAGAGCCCGGUACAGCAGCGUCCACCUUUGACGUCCCCGGAUGGGGUCCCGCCGCUGGCGAGUCAUAUUACCAUGCCCCGCGCUACCACUCACCAGCCCCGGGUAGCGAGAGCAACGCAGGGGAGAAGACAAGCCAACGCUACCGCGCACCAUCUCCUCGACGCACCAGUCUCGCCGUGCCAAAGCCCGCCCCCUCAGUCGACGACCUCCAAUCUGUCUGCAGCGGCCAUUCCGGCAACCUAUCGAUCCAACUCCCCAGCCAAUACGACGAAGAAUCCGAGGAUGAAGACGACCAGGACAUUCACGAGGUAUGGUUCCCAGGCUGCCACGCAGAUAUCGGCGGAGGCUGGAAGCUGGGAGGCGGCGAGAUGUGGGCUCUCAGUCACGCACCCCUAGUCUGGAUGGUGCAGGAGGCAAAAAGGGCUGGUCUGGAGCUGGACGAGCGCAAGAUGAAGCAAUUCCAGUGUCUGGAAGAGUUUGAUGGCGACUAUACACCCAUCCAGGAGGACCUGGCAGCGCGUCGGCCCAGCCAGUGCGUCGAGGGUCACGGCGAUAACCGGGAUGCCUUCCGGAUUUCGCCUGAUGAGAAACAGCGCUCUGCUGCGAGUCGAGAUUUCUGGCAUGCAUUGCACACUUCCAGCACGAAGGGUUCUUUACACGACUGCUUGAUGUUCAAUCAAGGUCUACCAGCCAUGUCGGUCAUCUCGUGGCGGAUCAUGGAGUGGCUGCCCUUCCGACGGAUGGAUCUGCAAGAAGAUGGCUCAUGGAAGCCGAUUUGCUGGCCACUACCGCGCGGCGAGGUGCGCGAUGUACCACUCGACGCGGAGAUUCAUGUAUCGGCUAUCCGUCGCAUGCAAGCAGACCCUAAGUAUCGCCCCGGCAACGUGAUCGUUGGUGGCGGUGGUCGUGGUGUGCGUGUUGCACCAGAAGCGUAUGGUAUGGGUGAAUGGAUCGUCCUCAAAAAUGAGGGCGACGGUGUUCGCGAGACUUACGUUCGGAAGAGCGUGGCAACCAAGUGUAGGGAAGCACUGGAGCAGAAGCAAAAGAAGGAGUGCUGUGCGGUGCACUGAUUCAAGCGUUAUGUCUUGUUGAGUUCUGAUGAUGCCGUUCACCUUAAUACCUUCUUCAUGUACCCCACUCUGUACCUGCUAUACCUACCCACAUAGUACCCCAGUUAUUCCCACACAGUUGUACCAAAUGGAUAUAUACCAAUCCUGU